CGAGUCGCGGAGGGGGUCCUUGCGCGCAGGCGGGCGGCGAGCGCGAGGUGUCUCCUUCACUUCGCCCUCCAGCGCGGCCUUCACGCGGGUAGAAGAGGGAGGGGCGGCGGAGGCGCGCGCGGGUCUCUCUGGGUCUCGGAAAGAAGCACGUCCCUUUCCCCCCCGACUGGGCAGAUUCUCUAAAUUGGACUAGAUAGCUAUGUCUUUUAAUCCAGCAUGUCAGCGUCCAAGACCUCCAAUGGCUAUCCCGCCACCAUAUGCGGACCUUGGCAAGUCUGCCAGAGACGUCUUCAACAAAGGAUUUGGUUUUGGUCUGGUGAAAUUGGAUGUGAAAACGAAAUCUGCAAGUGGCGUGGAGUUCGCAACAGCUGGUUCAUCAAACACAGACACAGGAAAAGUGAAUGGGAGCUUGGAGACAAAAUACAAGUGGUCUGAGUAUGGUGUCACUUUCACAGAAAAAUGGAACACGGAUAACACUCUGGGAACCGAAAUGGCAAUUGAAGAUCAGCUUGCCAAAGGUUUGAAGUUGACAUUUGACACAACUUUCUCACCAAACACCGGGAAGAAAAGUGGCAAAAUCAAAUCUGCUUAUAAGCGUGAAUGUAUAAACCUCGGUUGUGAUGUUGACUUUGAUUUUGCUGGACCUGCCAUCCAUGGUACAGUUGUCUUGGGUUAUGAGGGCUGGCUUGCCGGCUACCAAAUGACCUUUGAUAGUGCCAAAUCCAAGUUGACAAGGAAUAACUUCUCUGUGGGAUACAAGACUGGAGACUUCCAGUUGCACACCAAUGUCAACGAUGGGUCGGAGUUCGGUGGCUCAAUUUACCAAAAAGUCAGCGACAACCUUGAGACUGCUGUAAACCUUAACUGGGCAGCGGGCAGCAAUAGCACUCGUUUUGGAAUUGCAGCAAAGUACCUGUUGGAUCCUACCGCUUCUAUUUCCGCAAAAGUGAACAACUCUAGUCUAGUUGGAGUUGGGUACACCCAGACCCUGAGGCCAGGUGUGAAGCUCACUCUGUCUGCCCUAAUCGAUGGGAAGAACAUCAAUGCUGGUGGACACAAACUUGGUCUUGGCCUAGAAUUGGAGGCUUAAGAGGUGUGAAGAAAGCUGCCGCAGGAAAUGGGAUAUCAGAAGAAUAUCGCCUUAAAAAUGUAUUUCCAGUGUGACCCGGGGGAGCUUUUUUUCCUACUCAGACGGAUGGCCUAGAACAAGAGCUGUAUUCAGAGUAUUUAGGCAGUUACUUGUUAGCUGGUUUUUAGUUAAAUUGGUUACCUAUCUAGUUCUCAAUUCUGCAUUAGUGCAGUCACUACAUAAUACAUUAUUUAAAUGUAUUUAACUGUUGAAUGCGCUACCCACAAAUAAUGAAAUAGACUUUAUGAAAACCUGUACACAUGUGUGCAUGUUAUGUUUCUUUUAACACGUGAUAAUAGCCAUUGAAAUAACAGAAUGGAUCAGUGGAUGUUCUGAAAAGUAAGGUCAACGGUUUUGUUAAAAUCACCUUAACUAGAAAUACUUUUGGUAUCCCAAGGCAAUUCGAAAAUUAUGAAUAAAACAAAUACACACACAUA
This is a messenger RNA of Podarcis muralis (Common wall lizard), 1566 nucleotides long. RefSeq names its product voltage dependent anion channel 2 (gene VDAC2). Gene Ontology annotation, biological process: monoatomic anion transmembrane transport. NCBI's taxonomy places the organism in Eukaryota, Metazoa, Chordata, Lepidosauria, Squamata, Lacertidae. The record is from RefSeq and is a predicted model, not a curated record. Gene Ontology annotation, molecular function: voltage-gated monoatomic anion channel activity. Gene Ontology annotation, cellular component: mitochondrial outer membrane.